Aspergillus pseudonomiae is the source of this 1113-nucleotide messenger RNA. RefSeq lists its product as uncharacterized. The transcript is spliced from 7 exons. NCBI's taxonomy places the organism in Eukaryota, Fungi, Ascomycota, Eurotiomycetes, Eurotiales, Aspergillaceae. The record is from RefSeq and is a predicted model, not a curated record. The coding region runs from base 1 to 1113 and encodes 370 amino acids.
AUGAAAACAAAAGCCAAAGGCAAAUCGAAGGGUAAAGGCAAGAACAAAGUCAAGAAAGAUCAUACCAACAACAAGGACAAUACGUGGCUGAAACAUCUCAGGAUCUGCACCACAGCUUCGAACGAAACAAUCACUGAAAUGAACCCAGGCAGAGUCCCAAAAGAGUUCAUUACCCAAAUCGAAGCUGCCCUUCGAAUCGAAGACGAUACCCUUGACCAGCCACUACUUGCCAAAAAUGAAGAUACUAACGCAGAAACGACAGUGAAGCAGGUUGAACCCAAUACCAACAGCAAUGAGGAACCACCGAGAGUAGGCUCUCUCAAAAGACGGCUGAAAAUGACUUUCACUGGCAACCCCUUGAAACUGUCCGGCGGCGACUCCGAUAGGUACAACUGCCAAAUUCACUCUCAGGAUAAAGCAACUCGCUCGGAACACUCUGGUUCCGGUGCUGCUAGUUUGACGGAUAGCAACACAACAGGCACACAUGGGAGUAUUCACAGCCCGACAAAGAAGUCGCCGACUACUCCUCCUACCCCCAAGUUUCUGAAGUACGUCAGGUCGGCUAACGAUUAUAUCUUUCUGGAUCUGGACUUCUUGGAGACAGAUACGUCGAACAAGGUCAUUCAAGGCGGCUCGCUAUCUGCGAUGGAGGAUAUGAAGCAGCAAGCACCAGGAGUGAGCCCUCCAGGAAAGAAGUCUCCAGAGACAGGGGGGCAUGAUACCAAAAAGGGCCUCCAAAAACAGAUCGCACAUAUCCGUAGCCUCACUGGAACUGAAGUGAGAACGGUAUCUCCGACUGAUUCCAAGUCUCCACGCCGAGUGGAUGAUAGCCGACAAUGGAAUACCGUGAACCUGAGGUGCACUACUUGUCGCGGUAACUGCCCAAUCUGUAGCGUAGCAUGCUGCAGAUAUGCAGAAGCUCAGCAGACAAUUGCCGAUCCGGAAACUAAGCCCGAGAAAACCAACAAUGCAAGACAUAUGUUGCAGAUGAUUGAGGGGCUGGCGAACCCGGAGGCUGCGGCAGACGUGUAUGUCCAAACUGUUGUGGCAGAUGCCCAACUUGGCUACGGAAGGCACACUGGAAAAGCCUCUUAUCGCAGUGAGUAUUGCUGA